UGGCUGCGGCGGCGGCGGCGGCGGCGGCGGCGGCGGUGGCCGGGGCUGUGUCUGCGGCCCGGAGAGGGUCAACACAGUCGCCCAGACGCCGAAGAGCCCGCCGCCCGCGCGAGGUGUAGACGGGGCACUGCCUGCAGAGCAGGUUCUGCCAGCCUCGCUAGAGAGGAUGCCCCCGUGUCCGUGAUGGGCUGUGGGACAAGCAAGGUCCUUCCCGAGCCGCCCAAGGAUGUCCAACUGGAUCUGGUCAAGAAGGUGGAGCCCUUCAGUGGCACUAAGAGCGAUGUGUACAAGCACUUCAUUACAGAGGUGGACAGUGUUGGCCCUCUCAAAGCUGGGUUCCCAGAAGCCAGUCAGGGUGCAAACCCCUGCCCUGGUGCCCCCACUACCGGCCACACAGAGCCUCCCUCAGAACCACCACGCAGGGCCAGGGUGGCUAAGUACAGGGCCAAGUUCGACCCACGUGUGACGGCCAAGUACGACAUCAAAGCCCUGAUUGGCCGAGGCAGCUUCAGCCGAGUGGUGCGUGUGGAGCACCGGGCAACCCGGCAGCCAUAUGCCAUUAAGAUGAUUGAGACCAAGUACCGGGAGGGGCGGGAGGUGUGUGAGUCGGAGCUGCGUGUGCUGCGCCGGGUGCGCCACGCCAACAUCAUCCAGCUGGUGGAGGUGUUUGAGACACAGGAGCGCGUGUACAUGGUGAUGGAGCUGGCCACUGGUGGAGAGCUCUUUGACCGCAUCAUCGCCAAGGGUUCUUUCACUGAGCGUGACGCCACUCGAGUGCUGCAGAUGGUACUGGAUGGCGUCCGGUAUCUGCACGCACUGGGCAUCACACACCGAGACCUCAAGCCUGAGAAUCUGCUCUACUACCACCCAGGCACUGACUCCAAGAUCAUCAUCACUGACUUUGGCCUGGCCAGUGCCCGCAAGAAGGGUGACGACUGCCUGAUGAAGACCACCUGUGGCACGCCCGAGUACAUUGCCCCUGAGGUCCUGGUCCGCAAGCCCUACACCAACUCAGUCGACAUGUGGGCGCUGGGCGUCAUCGCCUACAUCCUGCUCAGUGGCACCAUGCCCUUUGAGGAUGACAACCGCACCCGGCUGUACCGGCAGAUCCUCAGGGGCAAGUACAGUUACUCGGGGGAGCCCUGGCCCAGUGUGUCCAACCUGGCCAAGGACUUCAUUGACCGCCUGCUGACGGUGGACCCCGGCGCCCGUAUGACAGCACUGCAGGCCCUGAGGCAUCCGUGGGUGGUGAGCAUGGCAGCCUCUUCGUCUAUGAAGAAUCUGCACCGCUCCAUCUCCCAGAACCUCCUCAAACGCGCCUCCUCGCGCUGCCAGAGCACCAAAUCUGCCCAGUCCACGCGUUCCAGCCGCUCUACACGAUCCAACAAGUCUCGCCGAGUGCGGGAGCGAGAGCUGCGGGAGCUCAACCUGCGCUACCAGCAGCAGUACAAUGGCUGAGCUGCCAGGCU
Molecule: messenger RNA, 1469 nt
Organism: Eubalaena glacialis (North Atlantic right whale)
Lineage: Eukaryota; Metazoa; Chordata; Mammalia; Artiodactyla; Balaenidae
Gene: PSKH1
Product: protein serine kinase H1
Exons: 3
Coding region: 184-1458 (424 amino acids)
Biological process (GO): protein phosphorylation
Molecular function (GO): ATP binding; protein kinase activity
Source: RefSeq, a predicted model, not a curated record